This is a messenger RNA of Mesitornis unicolor (brown roatelo), 2309 nucleotides long. RefSeq names its product activating molecule in BECN1-regulated autophagy protein 1-like. The transcript has 7 exons. The record is from RefSeq and is a predicted model, not a curated record. Gene Ontology annotation, biological process: autophagy. The annotation marks the transcript as partial. Gene Ontology annotation, cellular component: intracellular membrane-bounded organelle. NCBI's taxonomy places the organism in Eukaryota, Metazoa, Chordata, Aves, Mesitornithiformes, Mesitornithidae.
GUGCUGUGAUUGGGGAUGGACAGUCAGCUGUGGCCAGCAACAUUGCCAACACCACCUACCGGCUCCAGUGGUGGGACUUCACUAAAUUUGAUCUGCCUGAAAUCAGCAAUGCCUCGGUGAACGUGCUUGUUCAAAACUGCAAGAUUUACAAUGAUGCCAGCUGUGAUAUCUCUGCCGACGGGCAGCUGCUGGCAGCCUUCAUUCCCAGCAGUCAGAGAGGCUUCCCUGAUGAGGGAAUACUGGCUGUGUAUUCUCUGGCACCCCACAACUUGGGCGAGAUGCUUUACACAAAGCGAUUCGGCCCUAAUGCCAUUUCUGUGAGCCUGUCUCCAAUGGGCAGAUACGUAAUGGUGGGACUGGCUUCCCGACGCAUCCUGUUGCACCCCUCCACGGAACACAUGGUUGCUCAAGUCUUCAGGCUGCAACAGCCCCAUGGUGGAGAAACCUCUAUGAGGAGAGUUUUCAACGUUCUGUACCCGAUGCCUGCCGACCAGAGAAGACAUGUCAGCAUCAACUCUGCUCGCUGGCUGCCUGAGCCAGGCCUGGGAUUGGCGUAUGGCACCAACAAAGGGGACCUGGUGAUCUGCCGACCAGAGGCCUUAAACUCUGGAGUUGAGUACCACUGGGACCAGCUGAAUGAGAACGUCUUCGCUGUGCAUUCCAGCAGCAGGAGCACUGAGAGGCCUGGAACCAGCCGAGCCACAUGGAGGACAGACAGGGACAUGGGCCUGAUGAAUGCCAUAGGCCUGCAACCCCGAAAUCCUCCCACCUCUGUGACUUCGCAGGGUACCCAGACCUUGGCACCUCAGCUGCAGAAUGCCGAAACUCAGACAGAGAGGGAGGUACAGGAGCAGGAAUCCGCCUCUGCAGGGACUGGGGAAGGUGAAGGUCCAGAGUAUGGGGCUAGUGGGGAUGAUGCCCUGAGUAGGAUCCAAAGGCUGAUGGCAGAAGGUGGCAUGACUGCUGUGGUCCAGCGGGAGCAGAGCACCACCAUGGCGUCCAUGGGCGGCUUUGGCAACAACAUCAUUGUGAGCCACCGGAUCCACCGCAGCUCUCAGACUGGUGCAGAGUCCACCGGAGUUGAGGGUACAUCAGCACAGCAAUCCACCUCGCAGCAGCUGGCAGCUGAGCUGGAGGGACAGAUCCUUUCAGAGUCUAUGCAGCUGUCAGAGCGCGGCCUGAGCCCGCGGACAGCCCCUAGCGGGAGUGAAGGACAAAGCGUUGGUGGCCUGGACCUGCCAGAGCAGGCCCAGUCUUCCAUGGACACUGAGGGACCAAUUGAAUACAGUGACCUAACUAAUAAUAACCAUCUUCCUGACAGUACCAACUUUUAUAGUAAUGACAGCACCAGUGGGGAGUCGCGGAACAGGUAGAGAUUGAGUUGUGUGUUGGUGCUACCCUUGUACUGCUCAGCAGAGACCUGUACCUCACAGCUGGCCAGGAGCUGGAAGAGUAGGGACGUGUGGCUCUGACAGCAUGCUGGUGGUUCAGAGGGCUUCUCUAUCCUCGGUGAGUGGGAAGGGAUCAGAACUGCAAGGGAAGCAAUGGGGAAGAAAGUGUACUUAACUUUGAACAUUCCAGCUGCUGAAGAGUUAACAGGAGUAUGAACCAUACUGGCUGCACAUCAUGCAGAUUUUGAAGCCCUGUGGGAACCCCUGAGCUCAGCCCUAACCCUGCAAUUCGGUGUCAUCCUUUGUAAAGCUUCUUUCCUUUCCUCUUUCCUGCCCUUUUAUGCCCAGGGGCUGAUCAGUAGAGUGAAGAAAGAGAAGGGGGCCUGCAGCAUCCUUCUGGAGACAGGCACUCCAACUGGGCAAACUUGGGCGUGAUGCUCCAGCUCUGUUUUUGGAGUGGAGGAGUCUUCCAGGUCACAGUCCCACUCUGUGGCAUAGCACUGCUUCCCCCUCAGACUGUGAUGUUCUGAGACCCGUCCUGCCUGCCCUGUGGUCUUUUCUGGUGAGAAAUGGGCUUUGCCAAAACGUUCAUGGCUCAGGAUCUGCUCACAGGUGGGGAUCUUUCCUUUUUAGAGAGUUAGUUUAGUACUUGGCAGGAACCUAAGCAGAGCUGCUGUAUAGAAGGGUAGAGAGACAGGGGCUACUGCUCUCUAGUCAGGAUGCGGUUCACGCAAGGAUGUUCUAAGCUGUGCCAAUAUUAACAUGAAUGAGCCAUCCCAGUGGUUUCAUGGUGCCAGGACUGAGCUACACCUCCUUGGCAGGGGGCAGGAAAUGUCUUUCAGCUCCAGGCCAGGGUGUGAGGUAUGAGUCUGUGAUGUAAGGUGUUGCAUGUGAAAUCUUGACCUUGUACAUGUAGUU